Molecule: messenger RNA, 706 nt
Organism: Rhizophagus irregularis DAOM 181602=DAOM 197198
Lineage: Eukaryota; Fungi; Glomeromycota; Glomeromycetes; Glomerales; Glomeraceae
Source: RefSeq, a predicted model, not a curated record
AAGUAUCUAUGGCCGUGAAAAUGGCAAAGAAGAUAGAUUAUUUGCCUUGUUUUACUAAAGAAAGAAUAGUAUUGGAGAAACUGUCGGAAUUGGAAUCACCCCAUAUUCCAAAGAUCCUAUUUUACAAUGAUGACGUACUUGUUUUGACUCCACUUGGUGAGAAGAUUAAUAAUUUGCGAAAGAAAGAUAUCAAAGAUAUCAUUACCACCCUCCAAAAUGCUCAUUCACUUGGAAUCAUACAUAGAGAUCUUAGGAAAUUUAACCUUUAUCGUAAUUUGGAUGAUUUAUGUGAAAAUAUUCUUAUUGUCGAUUGGGGUUACAGCGUAAACAACUCUGAAAGCGCCAUAUUUGCAGGGGCAUUGGAAUGUAUGCCAGACUAUGUCCUGCAAUCAUUAAUCAACGGAGAACAGAUUGCUUAUGGACCACAAGUUGAUUUGACCUGUUUUGUUCGUUCAUUCUAUUUAAUGCUCCAUAGACCAACGUUAGAUAGAGUUCCCUUCGGCAAAGAUGAUAAUAUCGAAGAACGAGCACAUAUGUUAUUAAAUUUGCUAUGAUCAGUUAAUUCAAGAGCUUGAAAAGUUAUUUUAGAUAGCUAGUUUUAGGUGUAUCUCUUUUAAUGGCUUUGAUAUAAACAAAAAAUAUAAAUGUAAUAUUAUAGCUCAUUGUUUUCCAUCACGUAUUAAACACUGAUAAAGCAUUGUUCACC